Molecule: messenger RNA, 823 nt
Organism: Hibiscus syriacus
Lineage: Eukaryota; Viridiplantae; Streptophyta; Magnoliopsida; Malvales; Malvaceae
Product: germin-like protein subfamily 3 member 1
Exons: 2
Coding region: 1-726 (241 amino acids)
Cellular component (GO): cell wall
Molecular function (GO): manganese ion binding
Source: RefSeq, a predicted model, not a curated record
AUGAAUACCUUAUGGGAGAGAUUUGCCUUAGGGGAGGUUAGUUUGUUCAAAAUUGAAGAUGUGUCACCUUCUAGGAUAACGUUGUUCCAGUUAAGAAAGAAAAUAGUUCCCAAAAACAACCUUAUCUUCACAUCCACCCAUGUCCGAGCGCAGGAACUUUGCGUCGCAAAUAUGUCCACGGGCAUUGUUACCCCCUCAGGCUACCCUUGCAAAACCGAAACCGACCUCACCGCUGACGAUUUCGUCUUUUCGGGCCUCGGUCUCACGGGCAACACCUCGAACAUCAUCAAUGCGGCAGUGACCCCGGCAUUCGUGGCUCAAUACCCCGGAGUCAACGGGCUUGGUGUGUCCGCCGCAAGGCUAGACCUUGCGCCGGGCGGUGUAGUGCCAAUGCACACUCACCCCGGUGCCACCGAGCUUCUCUACGUCGUCCACGGUCACAUCACCGCCGGGUUCAUUUCAUCGGCGAAUAAAGUCUACUACAAGACAUUGAAGAAGGGUGAUAUCAUGGUUUUCCCACAAGGUUUGCUCCAUUUUCAGAUCAAUGCCGCCGGCCGGCGACCGUCGCUCGCCAUUGUCACGUUCACCGCCCCCAGUCCCGGCCUUCAAAUCCUCGAUUUCGCGUUGUUCGCCAAUGAUUUGCCGUCGUCUCUGUUAGAGAAAUCCACGUUUCUCGACGAUGCUCAAGUUAAGAAGCUCAAGGGUGUUCUUGGCGGAACUGGUUAAUCCAUGCAAAAGGAACCUUUUGAUCCUUCUGCUUAUUUAAUAGUGUAUUAAUUUCAUGUAUUUUCUAAUAUUUAGCUUUUUUUUUGCAUUUAUUUUU